AAAAAUCGCUCAACUACUGAUUUCACGUUUUAUAGAAGCUAAUUUAAUCGUUGAGAACAUAUGGCAAGAGUACUGAUUCUUCAUAGAAUUAUUGCAAAUGUUGAACAGUAAGAGUGUCGAAGUAAUUUUUUUUUUUUUGCAGAAAUAAAUUGUAACUUUUUGGAUGUUUUGCUAACAAAAUGACUACCGUAUAUAAUCGACUAUAAAUCGGUUUUUUUGGGAGUUAAAUUUUAGGCAAAAACUCUAUGUCAAACUUAUAGGUGAGUCAUAAAAAGAUUGGUAUUUUUCUGAAGAGGGCCAUGUAGUCAUUUGUAAGCAUAUCCAACGAUUAUCGUUGAACAAAGUCUGGAUAUAUUAUAUCAUUAAUGUGUCCUAAGGUUAUGAAUAAACAAAUGCUACGGUACAAGUAUUUGCAUAUUUUAAAACUUUUUUUUAUCUUAAGUGUGCAUUUCUUAUUUUUAAUGGGUCGGCAGGGGAUGCUCACUCCUCCAUGGCACCUGAUCCCACCUCUGAUGAUUUGGAAGUUGGUAUUUUAUACUGUUCGUUACCUCUAUAUCCUUCAUGAUUUAAAAUUACAUAUGAGCAUCAUUUCUUAAAAUGUUAAAUGAAAUAAUAUUUUCCUAAGUUUCGAAAAAUAUAUAAAGUUCUAUGGCACGAAAAGAUGAAAACGGUAUUUUUUAUUUAGUGGAUCUAUGUAUCGUAUGUUGAGAGAUGAGGUCAACAAAAUCAUCUUUUUCUCACUUUUACAAAAAAAAAAAACAAACAUUAUACACAUAUUUCCGAGCUAGUUUAAUUUUCUUUGUUUUUGAGAUUUGAAGAGUCUGACAAUCUGUAAAAUUGUAAUCAAUACCAUGCUUGACCUCUUUUACCACUAAUAUACAUGUAAAUCCCUACAAACAUUUUUUUCCUCAAAUCACGAAAAUUUAACUCCACAAAAAUAAGUGAUUUUACAGUAUUUGAAGAAUUUUUGUAUUAUCUUUCGAUAAAAGGAGUCAUGUCCGUGAUGAGUGUAAUAAAUGUAUUUCACUUAAGAAUUAUUUAGAAUAAAUGUCAAUGAGAAAAGUGUGUUACAUAGCUACGAUCAUUGUGUGUAUAUGUGAAGCGCAUUUUUCCCCUUUCAAGACUUCCUUUUCAAUUAAGAUAAACAGCUUGAAUUCAUGAUUAAAUGAAUUUAUUUAUGUUAUUAUAUUUACAACUACUGAAUGUUGAAAAUCCCUUUCCAUAAUCAUCCAUUUAGGUUCAACUAGCAAGAACAUUUUUCACUGCCAAGGCCACUUUUAUGAACCGCUUCAUAAGCAGUCUGCUUUUUCAUCAGCAUGGUAUACCAUGACGUACAUAUCAAGAAAACAGGACUAGAUUACGAUACUUAUUGUUUUUAUUGAAUUGGCUAUCUGCAAUCAUAAUGCAUGUAAACCUUGCACGAUGAAAAUAUACGGCAAUUCAAACGAGUACGGACUUGCUACGUGUAGCGUUUCACUUUGCUCGCAACGGGUUCCUGCUCUGUGUUUGAAAGCUGUACUUGACGAUCCAGGAAUUCUGAAGAAUAAUAUCAACUACUUUGAAGAGCUUACUAAGAAAAAUGAAAACACGUUAAAAGUUCUGGAAAUUCCAAAUGACUGUUCAAAUACAUGCAAGAGGGAUACUUUAGAAGGACGUAGUAGUAAAUAUACGGAAGCAGACAGAAUGAACCAUUUACUUUGCCCUUCAUACGGAGAAAGAUUAAAUUGCAGUUAUUGUCAAACAAAGGCUGUUAUAAAGUUCUCUCAGUGUUCCCAUGGUUGGUGUUUACGGUGUCUUAAAUUCUUGGUUAGAACUGAAAAAGAUGAUAAAUUGCAUUGUAAUAAGUGUUUAUCAUGUGGAAGCCUUGGGAAUGCAAAACGAUUUAUCAGAAACUGUGAAAAUGAUGGGUUAUUAGUUCCAUCGUAUUUAAAACCAGUAAGUGGAUCUACACCUUGUGUCCUUUGCAAAAAGACGGAGGCAAUCCUGGAGGAAAUUGACUGUGGACACAGGUUUUGUGAUUCCUGUUUAUCCCUCUGCAUAACACUUCAAUUGAUGAUUCUAAAAUGUCCAGUUUUAGGAUGCCAGUGUAUAGAAAAUUAUAAAGGAAAUAGAGAAGAGGAUGAACGCAGCUCUAUGAUUGAAAAAUUAAAGUGUGCUUGCUGUUUAAGAAAAGAGGCGGUGAAAGAAAUGAAAUGUGGCCAUGCCUCGUGCAAGGAUUGUGCUCAGCGUAUUUUUCCAUGCCAAAUUAUAAAGUGCGACAGCUUUAUUGAUAGUUCAUCCUCAGAAUUCUUGGCAAAGCGCUUAUACACAGAAAAGGAUACUUUAUUUAUCAGUCAACAAAUGAAACCAAGGAGUGACUGUUGUGUAUGUUCAGGGGACCAGAUAGGAAGCAAGAUUGAACAGGUUUGGCAGAUACGAAGAUGCAAUCAUACAAUUUGCAAAAGUUGCUUUACGAAACUGCUAGAAAAAAGCAAGGGGACCGGGAUAGCUACUUGCCCCUCAAGAGACUGUGUGGAACUUUUCUUUACACCCAAAACAACCCUUCCUAAUGAUUUGGAUAAUAAAUUACAGAUGGAAGAAAAACAUAUAGGGUCUAAGGCUUCCAAAGAAAACCAGCAAUCUGCAGUUAUUCUAUAUAAAAGAGAAGCGAGUUCCAAUGGUGUGCGGGAAUAUGGAAGAAAGGUUAUGACCUAUUCAUUCCAAUGCUCAAAGGUUGAGGAACAGAGUGUCAAACAAAAUGGAUUACCAAAUCUAGGUUUAACUUGCUACAAAAACAGCGUGUUUCAGGUUCUAGCAGAGACUCCAAGUUUCUUCACGAAAAUCAGAGACAUGAAUAAACAAAGGGAGGAAAAUUGGACAUUUACUCUUUGUGAAAUUCUUUGGCGAGUGCUAACUGAGAGCUCAUCGAAAACUGACAUCGAAGAUUGGCUUAUUCGAUUUCAAGCUGAAUUUGCAAGCAUUGACACUUUAUUUUUGGAGUAUGCACAGCAUGAUAGUCUUUCAUUCCUCACAAGUGUGCUGAGUGGAAUUGCAGAGGAAGCUCAGAAGGAAAAGAAAGAAGGAAGUGUGAUUGAUCCAACUGGCAUUUUUAGAGGUGAACUACACGACCAAUACACCUGCUGCAAAUGCAAAAAGAAGGAGUAUCACGGUGAAAGCAGUUUUUUCUCACUGCCAUUACCCACCGUGGAAAACAAUGAUCCAAAAAUAGGCGAAUGUUUGUAUCAGUUUCUAGCAAGUGAAACACUGACCGAUAUAUUCCCUUGUUCAUUUUGUAAACAUCAUACUGUACGAAAAGAGAUACAGAUAAAAAAGUAUCCAGAUGUCUUAGUUUUGCAGCUUGGAAUGAUAUCCGAGAACAGGGAGCGCUUUGAAAGGGUUCAUAGAAAUCCAAAGUUUUGGGAGAAUUUUGCAGGGCUUUCAAAUUCUAUUCAUCUCUCCAAAGUAAAAAAGCCAGAGUUUUUAAAAUACAAAUUAUACGGUGUAAUUGUCCAUAUUGGAGGAUUAACAGGUGGUCAUUACUACGCCUAUGUCAAGAAAAUACAGAGUGGAAAGUGGGAAUGUCGGGAUGACAGUUAUGUUCGAAAAGUGGGAUUGACGGAAGUUCUUCAAAGUGAUGCUUAUAUUCUGUUUUAUCAUAAAAUAAAGCCUCAUAAGUGAUAUUUAUGUAAGGCGAUGUCAUAAUCUGCAAUAAUGUAAAAACUAAUACAAACGACAAAAGUGCUCCAGUGCAAUUAAUAUAUAUUACAUUUCAUUACCCCUCUCUCUCUCUCUCUCUCUCUCUCUCUCUCUCUCUCUCUCUGUAUACAAUGUAAGUAUAUAUGCGUGUAUACACAAGGAAAGUGGCUCGCAUGAUUUUAUUGCGUUUUGCUUUUUGCAUGAAAUUCAUCUGAAAAUCAAAUUAAAUCAUGUGAUAAGUUCCACAUGUAAACUUCAUAAAAUUCAAAGUAACUUUUUGUAUAAUCAUUCAUUUCUUGUAUCUGGAUUAACUGACAAAGUAAGGAAAGAGGAGAUAUAGAAUUCAUGGAAUUAUCCAAGUAAAAUUCAUUGUGAAGAAGCAAAAAUCCUGUUUACAAGGAAGAAUUCGAAAGAUAAAAUUAAUGGAUUGAGUUUUGGGACACUCAAAAAUAAUAAAAAAAAACUUGAUAAUUAUUUCUAGGGUACAAAAAUAUGUCUGUCUUUGCAUGAUAUUGAUAGGAAACCUGAGUUCUUUUUUCACAUGAAUUUCCUGCGAAUUUUUAUAGCAUAAUAUUCAUGCGAUUUUCAUGUAAAAAUUGCAUGACAUUUUCAUGCAAAUAGCAUGUGAUUUGUUUUCAUCUCCUCAUGCGAAGAAUUUGCAUGAUAUUCGUGCGAAUUUCGUAUGAAAUUCCUGCGAGCUACUUUUCCCUGUGUAUGCUUGUGUGCACACGUGCGUUCGUAGUGUAUGAUAUGUAUCUUUGUGUUCAAUUCAUAGUCAUCUUUAAUUCACUAAGAUCGGUUUCAAAUCACAUGUCAAAGGCAAAGUUGGAAUUUUUUUUUGUUUGUUAUAAAAAAAA
Molecule: messenger RNA, 4532 nt
Organism: Saccostrea cuccullata (small rock oyster)
Lineage: Eukaryota; Metazoa; Mollusca; Bivalvia; Ostreida; Ostreidae
Exons: 24
Coding region: 1423-3657 (744 amino acids)
Biological process (GO): protein deubiquitination
Molecular function (GO): cysteine-type deubiquitinase activity
Source: RefSeq, a predicted model, not a curated record